UAAGCGUGCGCCCUGACGUCAUGCGCCGGGGAGAGGUGACGCGGCGUUUUCCCCCUCCUCCGUUGUCUGUCGUAGCCCUGCCCUCUCCUCCCGACGCCGGUUGAUGACGCCUUUGGGCGGCGCCGGCAGCCGCGGCGGCUCCUGAGGAAAGGAGGCGGCGGCGGGAGCCGAGGCGAGAGAAAGAGCGAGAGAGGCCUCCCCUCUUCCGCCUCUCUCCGCGGCACCCCGCGCUCGGCGUCGCUGCGGGACACGCCACAGUGGAAUCAUGAAGGAAACGUUUCAAGAUGAGAAAUAUUGGGGGGGACCAUCCCCUGGCCUCCGGGACUCCAUAGGGCAUCAGGACAAGCCGUGCCGACCUUCCCAGGAGUGGGGUGAACCAGAGCGCAAGCAUGGUGGCUGCUUUGAGGCAAACCGCCGCUUGGCCUACACCAAGAAGCAGCCUCCGGGCUUCAGCCCUUUGUCCUCUGGCAGUGAAGAGGAUGAGGAAGUGGAAGGGAAGUGGAAUCUCCCCUGCAUGUCCGGCUGGGAGAUGGCCGGGGUGGGUGUGUCUGACCCAGCUCGGAACAAAGCCAGCAGAGGGAAGGUGGCCAGGAGUGGGGGACGUGCGUGGCCCUUUGACGUAGCAGCAGGCUCUAAUUCCAGAGGGCGCCCGCAGCUUCUGGGGACCUCAAGAUUGCGCUGCUUCCGCCGCCGGCGCCAGCGCGCCUUACGGGCCUUCCGAAUGCUCCUAUAUACAAAGAGCUCUUCCCUGGCUUUCCAUUGGAAGCUGUGGGGCAAGAUGGCCUCCAAGGGGCGCCGGCGAGGGGGAACAAAGAGAGCCCGGUCGUCCCUCUCCCUUUCCCCGGGCUCCCAGCCGGACGAGGAUCACCUGCCUCUCUACAAGAAAAACUACCCCUUAGGGGGGGAGGACUGCCAAGGGGGAGGCAGGCGCAGGCCCCGCCCUGCCCGCUCCAAGCCCCGCCCCUCUGCGCCCCACCUGGACUACGAAUUGGAUGGAACCUUUCCCCCCUCGUCAUCCUCUCCUCCGGCCUCUCGCCUCAGUCUGUUAGGAGCCCUGAUGGAUGACGCUUCCCCCUACCCUCAGUAUGUGGAGUUGCAGAGGGUCAGUUUUGAUAAGGACCCCGGAGCUAUGGAGCUGGAUGAGGACGCGGUCGCCAUGCUCAAGUACCCCAGCGCGGGAGCCCAAGCCUCCCCCAGGACUAGGAAAGGUGGAGAAGCAGAGCACAGCCUGGAUGGAGACGGAGGCCUCAUGGACGCUCUUCCCAACGGCUUUGCCUCCCUCACUUCUGACGGUGACCUCUGCUCCCUCCCCGGAGUUACAGAUGCCACCAUCCUCAUCAGCAAUGUCUGCAGCAUUGGAGGCCAUGUGGCCGAGGAACUCUUCCGAGGGCCCCGAGACAAGGACAGGCCGCUGGAUCCUCCCGGAAUCAGGCUUGAAGCAGGGGGCCAGCAGAUGGAGUUGGCCACUGAGGGCAACCAAGAGAGGCCUGGGGAGAAAGCGGCCCAGCACAGCCCACUGAGGGAAGAACACAUAACAUGUGUGCACAACAUCUUGGAUGAAUUCCUGCAGACAUACGGCAGCCUCAUUCCCAUCAGCGUGGACGAGGUUGUGGAGAAGCUCGAGGACAUCUUUCAGCAGGAAUUUUCCACGCCUCAGAGGAAAGGCAUGGUGAACCAGCUGAUGCAAUCCUACCAGCGCAUGCCAGGCAACGCCAUGGUCCGGACCUUCCGGGUCACGUACAAGCGCCACGUGGUCACCAUGGAUGACUUGCAGACGCUCUAUGGGCCUAAUUGGCUCAAUGACCAGGUAAUGAACAUGUAUGGGGAUCUCGUCAUGGACACGGUGCCAGACAAGGUUCAUUUCUUCAACAGUUUUUUCUACGAUAAGCUACGAACCAAGGGGUACGAGGGAGUCAAGCGCUGGACCAAAAAUGUGGACAUCUUCAACAAGGACCUGCUGCUUAUCCCAAUCCACCUGGAGGUCCACUGGUCUCUCGUCUGCGUGGAGGUGAAGCGGAAGAAGAUCACAUACCUGGACUCCCAGCGCACCCUCAACCGGCGCUGCCCCAAGCACAUCUGCAGAUACCUGCAGGCUGAGGCAGAGAAGAAGAACCGCCCAGACUUCCGAGACGGGUGGCAAGGGGUUUUCCAGAUGAACAUUGCCAGGCAAAACAACGACAGCGACUGUGGCGCUUUCGUCUUGCAGUAUUCCAAAUUCCUGGCUCUGGGGCUUCCCUUCACUUUCACUCAGCAAGACAUGCCGAAACUCCGCCGACAGAUGUACAAGGAGUUGUGCCACUGCAAGCUCACUGCGUGACGAGCCCCUCCACAGACACACACACACACACACUCUGACACCCAGACCUGGACGGACACACUAACCCCCCUUCCCCACUUGGGAGCAGCAACCCCAGCAAGCCGUUCCUCGCCCUGCCAGGGCGCAGGUUCAAAUGAUUUGGGACGUAUCCAAGAGGGAACUUAGGUCACUGGAACUCUUGAGGUUUGACAACCAGACUCAUUUGGGGGGGGGUAUUUUUACCCGAGUGACCCCCUCUUUUUUCCCCUCUUGCUGGUCUCUCUCUUGUUUUGUUCUUAUUUAAACCCAACCUAGGGCUGACCUUGUUCUGUUGGGGAAAUUGGGUGGGUCUGAGGGUGGGGUGGGUUUAUAUGCCUAACGUGCCCUCUACACAUGUUCCACUCCAGAUCUGAGGGAGAGGAUGGAGUCCUAAAAUGGGAGGGAGAGGUGGCGGGGAGGGAGGCAGGGGCAUCCGUCGUGUCCCCCAACUUUUCCCUCUACUUUUCCCUCCCUGUUGGUUACUUGUGUUAGUGGAUAAUGUAUGUUUUCUUCUUUUUUUUCCCCAAGUGGGGGUGAGUUGGAAAAGGGGAAGAAGGGGCUGUGAUGGGUGGG
Rhineura floridana is the source of this 2908-nucleotide messenger RNA. RefSeq names its product SUMO specific peptidase 3 (gene SENP3). NCBI's taxonomy places the organism in Eukaryota, Metazoa, Chordata, Lepidosauria, Squamata, Rhineuridae. The record is from RefSeq and is a predicted model, not a curated record. Gene Ontology annotation, biological process: protein desumoylation. The transcript has 11 exons. Gene Ontology annotation, cellular component: nucleus. The coding region runs from base 266 to 2317 and encodes 683 amino acids. Gene Ontology annotation, molecular function: deSUMOylase activity.